AUGAACUCUGACACUCCGCUUGACUUUGCUCUAUUUCAGCUGUCACCGAGGAGGUCUCGGUGUGUAUAUGCUGCCUCUAUGCCUGUGUUUUUUCUCUUUUGAAUGUGCGCCCAUACCGUGCUCAUUCACUUGGUUGCAGGUGCGAAUUGUUUGUUUCCGCCGAUGGAAAGACUGAAAAGCUUGCGUCAGGGCUGCUCAAACCCUUUGUAUCCCACCUAAAGGCUGCAGAAGAGCAGGCAACCCAGUCUAUCCAGUCUAUAAAGCUAGAGAUAGAGAAGCGUGGGCAUGGUGGCUCAUGGUUUCAUAAGGGAACACUUGAAAGGUUAGGAAUGCAUGUGGAUACUACGAGUUGAUAAUUAUUUGAUUUUUCUUGGAAUGUGCUUGUCUAUGAGCCAAAGCCACUAUUUUAGCGCUAUUAUAAGGCAUAAUGCGUACUUCCGAGUUUUUUCUUGCCAUAUGUCAAAAUUUAGUUAUGUUACAGGUUUGUCAGGUUUGUCAGUACCCCUGAAGUCUUGGAAGUGAUCAGUACGCUUGAUGCAGAGAUGUCUCAGUUGGAAGUAGCGAGAAGAAUUUACUUUCAGGUAAAUGCCUCCCGCAUACUCCUUUUUGUUUUUGUUUUUUCAUUUUUUUUUGAGGUUCAACCUCCACUUUUUAGCGUGGACUGAGAGUGGAAAUUCUCACUCAGGGAGCUGGUGAUCCUCUUUCAGGGACAUCACCAGGUAUGAUGAUUUUGCCCCUUGUCACCUUUUUAGUGUUUAGGUUUUAUUUGGUAGUCAUUGUGAUGAGCAUUGCCAUUACUAGGAUUGAAGAUUUUCCUUACAUUACACUCUAAUCGAUUACUGAUUUCCAGUAGUGUAAUUAUGCUAAGAUAUUGGGAUACUCUGUAUACGUGCCUUUUCUUAUGUAUUUCUAGCCCCAUCAACUCCAUUCAUUCCCAAUGUUGACCAAGACAACGACAGAAUGAUAAAACUAGAAGCACCUGUCCUGUUUGCUCAAACCUGCUUCCUUCUUGUAGGUUUCCCUAAUCCGAUUGAUCCUCCAUCUUAGUGCACUGGUUUUUGAAUCCUAAAUGUAAUUAAUUACUGCAUCAAAAUCGUAUUUAUAGCUGUGGACAAAUCGAAAAAUAUUAAUGCAUAUAAUCUAACAGGAAGACUGUUUCACUUUGUUCAGUCACAUUGUGAAGCUUUUCCUGCAUUAUCAUCUCUAUUCAUAUCUAUGUGACGCCGUAAAUUUUGUUGAGGAUGGAUGACCAAUAAGAAUUUCUCAUUGAUCAGUGAAAGCCACUGUUAGUGCCUGUUUAGUUUCGUUGCAUGAGAUGUUGAAGUUCAGGAGAUUACUUGCAAAUCGUUAUUGUCAUAGUACUCAGGCUAAAAGAUGUACUUUCAGAUUAAGACAUACAGGCGUCCUGCUCUUGAUCAAAAGUUGUGAGCGGAUUGGAGCCAAUGCACUUGAUGAUUCUUCUUAGGCGUGCUUUCGAACAUGGCUGCAUCUUUCUCUCAUUUUACUGAUAAGCAUUGGGACCCUCAUUGUUUCAAAAAUUUACUGUUCUUGAUAGGACGAUUGGAAACAUAAGUUCACAUGCUGCACAUCCGGCUACAUCCAUUCGGCUGGACAGCACAAAAAAAAAGAUGCCUCGUGUUAAUUUCCGUUGAUAAACAACUAGAUGUAGGAAUCUGUGUGGGUGUCCAAUAGCCUGUCCAUUUUUAUGUGGGAAUCUAUAUCAUUUGACUCCAAUAAGAUCUUACACGGACCUUCUGUCCAGUGGAAUAUCCAACGCAUUUGAACCCGAUUGGUGGGGAUGAUCUAAAUCUUAGUUGUAAUGCUUACGCAUUGGUAAGGUCUUCUUCUGACCUGGAUGAUUUGUGUUUAAAUCAACUCCUACAUUGUUCAUGCAUAGCCUGCAUUAGUUGAGUAAGACCUUACAUCAAGUCCUACAAGUCCACCAGAUCCCUAAAUUUAUUGCCUCCCUUAAAUAUCCUUGCAAAUGCUUAGUGCAUUGGUAAUGUCUUCUUCUGAUCUGGAUAAAAAUAUUUCUCUUUUCAUCCGUCUUAAACUAGAUGAUUUGUUUAUAUCGUGGUCAAUGGUCCUUUUUAUUCUCACAACUUCCUCCCUUCUUUGUGAUUUUACCCAGAAGAAGCUGAAACAGCAGAGACAACAGCAGCAGAUGUUACUAAGUAAGAUCUCGUCUCACAACGCAGAAAACAUAGACUCCUGUUCUGUACAUUUUUCCGUGAAUUUUUUUUUAUUCGUUUUAGUAAUGAAAGUUACUACUCGUUCUGAAAACUCUAGUGCAUUUGCCCAUUGGAUUCAUCAAGCAAUGGAAGUAAUUUUUUUGCACUGUUGAGUCUUUAAGAAAAUGUUUUCUUUGAGCUUGAAAAGAUGAUAUCCCAUCCUGAAGGAAUCAUUUCUUAAGUCACUUUGUUGAUAUGGAAUAAAACCUAUUAUAACUGCUGCAGUAGUCAUAAUAAGUUUCUUCACUUGGAAUAAGAGACUGGGAAGACGAUUCUUUAUCUCUACAGCCAUGCAGCUGAGGAACUGUCGGUAUCCCACACUUAAAUUAACGUCAUGAAUCCUCCCUUGACUGGGCUUGCUGAAUGGAAGAGAGAUUCUCUGAAGCUAGAAAGUAAAUCCCUAGAAAAAAAACUCCCUAGUUCUUAGUCCUCAGGUAGGAUAUGCAUAUUUUAUAUAAAAUACAGAACUCCUUGAAAUCAAGUUAUCUAUAUUUUUGUAUCAGAAACUAUCUAAUGACAGAGAUUUCCUCAUAACUUUUCUGACAACAUUAGAUGUGCUGAACAACUCCUUUAACCAUUAUAGCUUUGUUGACCGACCAUGGCCUGCUGUGCAGGAAGGAGCUUUUAAGAGCCAUUGAUCUGCGCUUGGCUGCUGUAAAGCAGGACCUAACCAUGGCCUGUGCUCGUGCCUCAGCUGCAGGCUUCACGCUUGAGAGUAUUUCGGAUCUAAGGCUCUUUGCAGACCAUUUCGGAGCUCACCGCCUCAAGUAAGAAAAUUCUGAUCUCUGUUCUUUCUUGUGCCGCUUAACACAUCUUUCCUAUGCAUAUCAUCACCAAAAUAAAAAAAUUGUGGGUUUUAGAUAAAAUCAUCCAUUUUUGCUCAAAUGGGUUCCUUAGGAUGGAGCAGUUAAUUGGUGGGUAAAUUGAACUCAGGUCCAAGCCUUUUCUUGCUCGUCUCCAAUUUCCAACCUGAUCUACCUUCUGCUGAUGGAUGUAUCUCAGGUGUCUCCCUUCCUCCUGUUAACCGUCAUUCUAAAUUGAAGAAUACUAAUUCGAAUCCACCAAUGGACGUAAAUAGUUGAUUGAUCAAGAGGGUCAUUGAGACUGAAAACCUGUAAGGGCUUCUUAGAGAAACCUGCCAGAUCCGCCUCACUUGAGCCCAUUAGGGAGGUUUCCACCUCAAGGGCAUCACCACCACCAGAUUUUAAAACCUAAGCAUUCUCUUCUGUUUUAAUGAUUGAGUGGGAUGAAAGCUUGUAUGGUAAACCCCGUGAUCACUGGUACCUAAUUUCUAGUCUCUUCAUUCAUCUUAUUUCACUCUUCAAGACAACAGAAACAAUAGGAGCGGAGGAUCAACAGGAAGGCAAAUACUUCAAAAUCUCUAGCUUGCCCGCUGGCAGUUCCUUUAUAGAGGGAGUGUGAUCUCAUCUUUCUCAGAAUCCAUUGAAAAACCUAAAUCCUUAUACCCCUACACCCACGAUAUUUGAGAAAAAUAUUUAGCUGGCCGAGUGUUUACUGGGGAAAUAUAUAGUAAGUUUCUGUAGAUUGACAGUCCACCGUUGACUUUUCCAAUGGUACCGCUGGUCACCCCGAAUGGGUGUAGUAUGGCUCCAAACAAUUGCAUUAGGUACCAUGGCAGUUGAACCGUCCCCAAUCGACGGUUGAAAUGUCAGUUUGGCUGUCGAUGGUGGGGUCGUGCUUAUUCUUGACUUUUCUGCCCUAAGUGGUUCUGAUGGUCAAAUCCAAAAAGUUUGGAUUUUUAGAAGCCGCCUUCAACCCGUUUCCAACAUGAUUGGCCUGCCCAAUUGACCCAUCUUUCCGGUCCUCAUGGUCGUAUAAUUGACCGAUCUGCGGCCCCUUCCCGAGAGGUUAAUCGUCCGUUUGAUUUUGAAGUGAAGGGCGAUCCUGACCGUCGAUGAGGGUGGAUAAAGGCUCUGGAUGGGCCCACAUCACCCUGGUUUCACGGCCCUCGUGAACUUUUCUGGGCUUAGAGAUUCGUCGUUAUCCGGUAGUUCACCGCAUGGCUGUCGUACGGAAGUUUACUAGGCGUCGGACGUCUCUUCAUGGAAGCCAACGAUGGUGGUUGCCCCUCCUCUUCGUUCACUGUCUGCGUACACAAUGGGGAGAGACGUCUCCUGGAGCUGACGUGACCCCCUCGAGCGGGACGCGUUAGCUCAGAUGACGCUUCUUCAGCUUUCCUUUUUUUCUUUUUUGUGGAAUGAUGGGUGCGAUGAUCUCUGAUACGCGUGCCGAUUUCCUUCUGGUCCGUGCAGCGUAGCAUGCAGCAAGUUUGUGUCGCUGUGCCAGCGGCAGCCGGAGCUGAUGACCCGUCCCCAGGAGCGUCAGCAGCCGUCGCCGCCUCCGCCCGUCACGUGGAAUGGGCCGCCGCUUGGAUUUGCGGAUCGCGAUGUCCGGGGCUCGUCGGGGUCGGACAUGUCCAUUGACGACCCCGAGGACGCCGCCGCAAGCACCAUCCCCACCGCGGGCCCAUCUGCCGCCAGGCCUCUGAGUGGUCCCUGGCCGAGUAGCAAUACCAGCGGAAGCAACUCCGGCCAGCAGCAGCCGCAACGACCUUUCCGCGCUCGUUCGGCGGAGCCUCCCUCCCACCAGGAGCAGAAGGCUCCCUCUCUGACCAAGUCGUCAUCUUCCCAGAAGAUAGUGAACGAGUCGGAGCUGAAGUCCUCAGAGGCCCAGCCAGUCGGAGGGUCAAGGAGGUUGAGCGUGCAGGACCGAAUCAGCCUGUUUGAGAGUAAGCAGAAGGAACAGUCGGGCGUUGGUGUUAUCGGUGGGAUUGGAGGUAAAGCUGGCGGCAAGCCAGAGCUCCGGAGGCUGUCCUCUGACCUGACGUCGUCGGUGGACAAAGGGGUGUUGAGGAGAUGGAGUUGCGCCAGCGACAUGAGCAUUGAUCUCUCCAGCAGCAACAGCAACAGCAAUACCCGGAAGGAGACAGAGAUUGCAUCAGGCACACCCUCUUCUUCCACGACAUCCAACGCUCAGGUUUGUGUUAAAAACGAAGAGAAGGAUACUGCGGAUUCUCAGCCUCGUUCAGCUGGGGACAAUCUGCAGUCUGUCCUGCCCUUCUCGUCAUCCAAGGGGGAAUCACUAUCUUCUGGAAAGGGAAGCGAUCAAACAGAGGAUGCUCAGCCGAAGGACCAGGUAGCUUCUUCUGGGCAAUGCUUCUCUCCUUUGAGGUUUUCAGCUGUUGACAGUCUGAAGGAGAAGGCAGAUUCUCAGAUCGAGUCCAUGGCUUCUGUGAGAUUGUCAGAGAACCAAGCCUGUUUAAAGGCGUCAUCUGGUGUGAUCAACAAGGAGCCAAAAAACCGAUCUUCUUCAUUUGUUCAACAGAAGCCCCUUGCAGGUGCUGUGGAACAUCCUGGAACAGUAGCAGUUCCUCGGAAUCAAGUUAAAGUAUCAACUGUGACAGGACAGGUAGCGCAAAAAGAGAAGGAAACAUCUCAAAGAGCACAGCCAUCUACAGCUUUCUCGGGUAGGGUGAUACAUGUUAGGAGCCAAGAGACUCGCACCACAGAGAGCCCUCCCACUUUAGCGGUGAGACCAACCCCAGGUCAAUUUGAGAAUGGUCCUGUGGAUCUACAGGUCUGUUUGACCCAGUCUAAAGCAUCUGGGGACAAAGCUGAGGGCAUGGGAUCGAAUAAGAAAGGCACAGUACGUUCUCAGGUUCAGCAGAAGAUUCCUAUGGAUAAGGCAGAAGUUUCAGCGGUGAAGAGUGAAAAGUUGGGUGCUCAAUCCCGUGGUAAAUAUUUUGUCAGCAAGCCCGAAGAAAUAAGGAAACCAGAACCAGUAUCUCAGGCACAAGGUGGAGACCUUUUUAGCCGGUUGAAAGAUGAAGAUUCCGAUGUCCAGGAGAAGCAAGUCUCUGCACCUUCACAGAAAAGAUUCCGUGACAGGGUAAACGAAAGAGUUCCUGCUCGUGACAUUCAUUCGCAUGCACACGAAAGUGUUCCAUCAAAACCUCCAGGGAAAAAUCCUGUGGAGAACACAGAUACAUUUGAUACAGCUUUCUCUUCCACUGUAGAGCCAACUCAUGCUGUAAGAUCUUCUAAAGGAAAUCAAGAGCUGAAUGAUGAGUUGCAAAUGAAAGCUGAUGAACUGGAAAAGCUUUUUGCAGCUCACAAGCUGAGACUUCAUGCAGAUCAGACUUCGGCUUUGAGGAGAGGCAAAGCUGUUGAUCAGCCUGUAGAUAAUAGACGUGCCACAGAAAGAAGAUCGACCAAUGUACUUCCAGACAGUUUGUCCGAGGGAAGACUUACAAGACUUCCGCCGAAUAAGAGAGUUGAAUCCAAUCCUGAUUUGCUUGUUGAUAAUCAAGACUAUGUUAACAUGCCAAGACAAAAUCUGUUCAAUCCUAUUUCGUCGGAUGAAUCCAGGGGAAAAUUCUAUGAGAGAUACAUGCAGAAAAGAGAUGCAAAGCUAAGGGAAGAGUGGGAUUCAAAGAGAACUCAGAAGGAAGCAAAGAUGAAGAAAAUGCGUGAUGAUCUUGAACGCAGCAAAGCUGAAAUGAAGGCCAAUUUCUCUGGAUCCGCAGAAAGGCUGGAUUCAGUGCUUAGUGCUCAUCGUCGUGCAGAGAGGUUAAGAUCUUUCAGUCUCAAUUUUGCUAUGAAAAGCCAAGAACAGCAGGUAUUGAAAUAAAUAUAAGGUUCCGAAAAAAACAUUGCAUCACACUUUUGCAUCAGUUUAACUAGUAAUUUGUCUAAAAAAAUUUGUUGGGUUGAUCUUCUUGAUUUCAGCAAUUUAUUGAUUAGGAAUUUUAAAAGUUAGACAGAAGUCCUUUUGGCAUCCAGUUCUCAAUUUUCUAAGACUCUCUGUCUUGUGGUAUCGUCUUUAAGAAACUUGUUUGUGGAUCCCCAUUAGAGUUUUAACAUUUGAGACGAGCAUCAUGUUCUCAAGAGAAGCAUAACAUUGUUUUUCCUGCUCUACAAAGUUGAAAAAUAGAUUGGAGGUAUCCACUUUUCAGAUGGGCCACAAUCUCCAGUGAUUUUUUAUUUGGCAUGUUGAUUUUAUGUGGGCUUUUGACGACAUAAAAGUGGGUAAGAUUUUUGUGGAACGACGCAGGAUUUGAUUCUAAAACAAUGUGUUUGAUCUUUAGUUCAUCCUUCCAACCCCCCCCUCCCCCCCCCCUUUUUGAUUUAAUAAUCAUGCGGUACUCUGAAACAAUCGGACCCCUAACCGGCCCAAUCUAAUGUCUUUAACAUCUGCUCCCCGUUUUCCCAUACAAUCAAUCACUUUCAGUUGUAUUUUAUUAUGUUUGGCGUUCUUGAUAUCCUUCGGAGACUUAUUUUCUGAAGUUUUUCCAUCUUCACUUCAGCACGUGGAAUUUUUCAAAAGUGAGGAAGAUGAGGACAAAGAAUCUUCUCGGAGUUCUCAAUGCGGCCCUGACACAUUCUUCUCUGAACCUGCACUCGGUGGUAGUUCUUCUAAGAGCAGCAACUCCAGGAAACUCCUGAGCAGCAGCAGCAGCACAGGCGUGUCUUCAUCUACUCCUCGCACCUCAGCCGUGACAGCUCCCCGGCCAUCUUUGAGAGGCGCCAAUUCCAGCUCUGGACGAAGCAAUCUGCGACCUGAAGAUAUUCUUGCUCAGUCAGGCCCGGAUUUCCCGGACCUCAGAAAGGAAACCGCCAUGGCGUCGUCGUCUGGGGCGAGCAGAGACCCAACUCGCUCUCACUUGAGGAGCUCUACUCGCAGCAAAAGCAUCAGUGAGGACAUCAACCUGGUCAGGGAAGAAAAGCCUCGGCGGUGUCAGUCCAUGAGAAAAGCUCCUCCGAUCCCUGGCGGUCUCACAGCUGUGACCUCCGACGGCUUCGUCCAGGCGAAGGGUCUCCUCGGGAGAGGUGGGAAGUCAGAAGCUUUAUAUGCAUCCGAGAACCUGAACAGUGCUGAAGAUGCCAUGGCCAGAGACUCCCCUGCUGCAUCAGACAAUGAGAAGCUGAGCAUGAGCCAGGGCUUGGGCGACUCGGGCGACUCGGGCUAUCCCUGCUCAGAAAAUGGCCGAGACUCACCCUCACCAUCUCAGAUGGACGACGAUUCAGCUGCAGCACUGGUCACCGUCUCCUCCAAGUUCAGCUCAUCCACAGGGGCUGCGCCGGAGUCAUCUGGGGAGAGCCACGAAGCGUCUGAGGGUGAGUCUCAGAGCGGCAGUCCUGCGUCGUGGAGCUCUCAUCCGCUGAACCACGCAGAGGCUGACGUCUCUCGGAUGAGGAAGAAGUGGGGAAACGCUCAGAAACCGAUCAUGAUCUCUCAUUCUUCCAACCCGUCGCGUAAAGAAUCAUCAAGAGGGUUCAAGCGAUUGCUGACGUUUGGGAGGAAGAACAAGGGAGCAGAGAGUCCAGUGAUCGAUUGGGUUUCUGCCUCCACUACCGCUUCCGAGGGAGAAGACGACGCAGAGGAUGCCCGUGAUCCGUCUGGUGAUCUGAGAAAGUCUAGAAUGGGCGUCCCUCACUGUCACUAUCUCCAUGAUGGCUUUAACGCAGAGGUUGACUAUCUUCAUGAACAAGGUACGACCUUCUUUGGUGUGGCCCACAUUAUCUUGACCUCGCUUCCCAAACUCUGAACUUAGGCCAUGAUAUUGAUCCGUAUUUUCAGCAAAAUAAUAUGAAUAAGGGAAGGCCCUCAUAAUAAGCAGGUGCUAGUGAGUCAACGUUUUCAGUUUCUGCAGUUCUAAGAGAGUCUCAGGUGGCAGGUCCAGGUUUCUGUGGUUUCAGAAGACACCCCAAGCUGCCUGCCAAACUCAAUAUUUUUCAUCUAAAAUUGGCACAAAUAAAGGCAUAGCCCAUCAGAUUGUGGUCAAACCCAGUAUCCUAAAUGCGGAAAGUGGGUUUGACCACAUCUGAUUGAGGACAUGACAUGCUUCAUCUGCAGACCUCAGUUCUUACCCACAGUCCUCUUUUUAUAUCAUCAUCAUCCCACCAUUGACUUUAUUUAAUUAUCUUUUUAUUUUAUUUUAUUUUAUCUUAUCUUAUCUUAUCUUAUUUUAUUUAUUUAUUGUGCUGACUUUGGAAACUGGGUUCGUGGCAGGUGCGCGGUCGUUCUUCUCCCUCUCUUCUCUCCGGGCCAAGGGGGGCAGACCAAGGCCCGUGUGA
Spirodela intermedia is the source of this 9328-nucleotide messenger RNA. NCBI's taxonomy places the organism in Eukaryota, Viridiplantae, Streptophyta, Magnoliopsida, Alismatales, Araceae. The record is from the annotation of a GenBank genome assembly.